This is a messenger RNA of Cylicostephanus goldi, 1146 nucleotides long. The record is from the annotation of a GenBank genome assembly. NCBI's taxonomy places the organism in Eukaryota, Metazoa, Nematoda, Chromadorea, Rhabditida, Strongylidae.
UUGAUUCUAAUUUUAGUGGAUCUGAGCGGAGUGCCGCCAUCCAGAUCGUUCUUGGAGAGAUCGGAUUAUGAAUCUGAGCUAGGGACCGUCGACCCUUUUGAAGAGGAUUUCACCAGUAUCGCGACUCAUGAGAUUGUCGAGGUCAUCGCCGAUGGCGAUCGGGUUGGAAGGCCCAUCAUCGUUUUUUACGCUUACCGGCUGCCACCGAGUAAAUCUAUAGAUCAUGCUCAGUUGCUGCGAUACUUACAGUCGGUACUCGAUAAGGUGGUUGACUUGGACUAUACGAUAGUCUAUUUUCAUUAUGGCCUCAGGAGUCACAACAAACCUCCAAUCAAAUGGUUGUUCCAAGCUUAUAAAAUCUUGGAUAGGAGAUACAAGAAGAAUCUGAAAGCCCUCUAUGUCGUACAUCCGACCCGAUUUAUCCGUAUAAUUUGGGGUUUAUUCAAACCAUUCAUCUCUUCCAAAUUUGAGGAUAAGUUUCAUUAUGUGAACUGUAUAAAGGAGCUGGAGGAUGCCCUUUCUGUAGCAAGAUUAAACUUACCUCAUCCCAUUCGCGUUCAUGAUGAACAAAUAAUAGCAGCGAUGGGAAGUUCACCCAAUGAUUACCGAUCUCAGACACCACCCACACCACCAAGACCUACCCAGCAAUUUGGAGUCAGUCUAGACUUAAAAAGUGCUAACAUCGGCAGCAUUCGUAGACUUCAAGAACGAAUAAAUAAAGGAGAGCAAAUCGACUUCGAGAAUGAUCCGGAAUACAAGGACAAUAUUUAUAUUGCAUGUAUACAUGCCUCAGUCUUGCUGAAGACUUUCUUGCGGUCACUUGGGGAGCCAGUCACAACUAACGCCCUCUACCCUCGUCUUGCUACAUUGGCAGAUGUGCCGAAAGGUGAAAAGACACCGGCUGUGAAGGAGUUCGUCGCUCUGCUUCCUCGGCCAAAUUAUAUUCUACUGAAAACUGUGGUUGAAUUUUUGACCAAGGUUGCGGCCAACCAUAAAGUAAAUCUCAUGACUGCAAAUAAUCUCAGUGUCGUUUUCGGGCCGAAUCUUACGUGGCCUACUGAUCAGCAAGUGCCUAUAGCUCAGCUGAAUAACCUGAACAAUUUCUGCUAUCGACUAAUAGUCGACUACGACAAAAUUUUCAAAUGA